AUGGGAGUUGAGAUGAACUAUACGCCUGUUGAGAAAAUAUGCUUAGCGUUACUUUAUGCAAUAAAGAAGCUAAGGCAUUAUUUUGAAGCAUACACCAUCAAACUCAUCUCUCGAGCAGAUCCCGUGAAGUUCGUGAUGACUCGACCUGUUCUUUUUGGAUGCCUAGAAAGAUGGUCCAUAUUGUUUAACCAAUAUGAGAUCACAUACACACCUCAAAAAGCUGUGAAAGGACAAGCACUAGCCAAUUUUCUGGCUGAUCACCCUCUUUCGGUAGAGUGGGAGCUUUCAGAUGAGUUUCCAGAUAAAGACGUUUUGUUCAUCGAAGAGUUUCCACCAUGGACAAUGUUCUUUGAUGGAUCUACACAUCGUAACGGUGCGGGAGAAGGAGUUUUGUUGAUCUCUCCAGAAAGACAAGUCUUGCCAUUCUUCUUUGUUUUAGGUGAAACAUGUUCCAACAAUGCCGCAGAGUACCAAGCUUUGAUCGCCGGUCUCGAAAUGGCAUUAGACAUGAAGAUUCUACAAUUGGAGAUCUACGACGACUCUAAGCUUAUCAUCAACCAAGUGUUGGGGAGUUACGAGGUAAAGAAGGAAGAUCUCUUUCCAUACCACCAAUAUGCUUCUUGUUUACUCGAAAGAUUUGACCAAGUGUUCUUCCACGUCCCAAGAGAAGAAAAUUGCAUGGCUGUUGCUUUGGCUAACUUGGCCACGACGAUGGCACUUGGAGAGAAUGAGUCAACAAAGGUACAUAUGUGUCAUCGAUGGUUCAUUCCUACACUUCUUGAUCUUCAAAUCAACGAAAGUCACAUUGAUAGAAUACCUUGA
Messenger RNA from Nicotiana attenuata, 822 nucleotides. RefSeq lists its product as uncharacterized. Gene Ontology annotation, molecular function: RNA-DNA hybrid ribonuclease activity; nucleic acid binding. Bases 1 to 822 code for a protein of 273 amino acids. The record is from RefSeq and is a predicted model, not a curated record. The transcript has a single exon. NCBI's taxonomy places the organism in Eukaryota, Viridiplantae, Streptophyta, Magnoliopsida, Solanales, Solanaceae.